This is a messenger RNA of Guyanagaster necrorhizus, 558 nucleotides long. RefSeq lists its product as uncharacterized. NCBI's taxonomy places the organism in Eukaryota, Fungi, Basidiomycota, Agaricomycetes, Agaricales, Physalacriaceae. The transcript has 2 exons. The record is from RefSeq and is a predicted model, not a curated record. The coding region runs from base 147 to 464 and encodes 105 amino acids.
CCACGAUGCCAGAUGUCUCUCCCAGCACCUGCCCUGACAUCACGGCGAAAAAGAAAAAAAGAUGGUGAUAGAACGAUCUCUUGGCCUUCACUGAGCAACACAGAUCCUCUUUUCAUAUCUCUUUCCCAUCUACCACCACCACCACCAUGCGUUGGGCGUUCGUAGCAGCUACAUUCUGGCGGGGAGUUUCGUGUGCCAGCCUCUCGACCGCAGAGGCCUCCGACGUCAAAGCACGCCUCGCAGAAGCCGCGCAGGAAAGCUGGCAACUCGGGACACGCGAACAAACCCUCCUCGAGACAGAUGCGACCGUCUACUCUGUCUUUUCGGACCAGUCCCUCCCUCCAUCGUCGACGGUGCCUGAUAAUAUGACAGACGCCCUCGCGCCUGUGCUCUCCAUGGCCAAGGAGAGGAUUGACAAAUGUUGUAGUGUCAUUGGACAGCAGGUAACAUGCCGCUUGCUUUAAUCUGGACUGGUCAUCCUCAUAGUCGAUUUUCCGUCCCCUUCAAGCUCUGAAUCUUUACUAUGCAGAGCAUAUCGGCAGCUACCAUACUAGCGUA